AUGGCGGACCUGGUUUACCGUUUCAAGCGUUACAGCCCUAGGCAGAAGUUGAACUUGAAUUUUAUUGCCAAUCCUCCUCCCCUUCCCGAAGGAAUCACGGAAGGGAUGAUAGAAGAUUACGAAGGGGAGGACGCUUCGGAAGAGCCCGUUGCCGAGGAGGCUGCUGCCGAUGCCGAGGAGGCCACUGCCGAUGCCGAGGAGGCUGCUGCCGAUGCCGAGGAGGCCACUGCCGAUGCCGAGGAGGCCGCUGCUUGA
This is a messenger RNA of Prunus armeniaca (apricot), 255 nucleotides long. The record is from the annotation of a GenBank genome assembly. Lineage: Eukaryota; Viridiplantae; Streptophyta; Magnoliopsida; Rosales; Rosaceae.